AUGCGCAUGCUCCUGGGGCACUACACCUGGGCAGCCAUGCUGAGGAGGCCACUGCUGUCCGUCUUCGCCGCCUGCUACUCCUUCGCGGAGAAGGCUGGGGACAUGGCGCGGCGGCCUUGGGCUACUGUACGCCACGAGCUCAGGCUGGGCGCGGCACUGGUGGCGAUGGCCUGCGUAGAUUUGCGUCGGCCUGUCGCCGCCACUGUCCUGGCUACCGAUGCCUCUGGCGGCGCCCGGCAGGCCCGCAGUUUCGACCCAGACUUGGCGCCGCCAGGGCUCGAGUCGGCCGCCGCUGGCGACCACGGGGGCUUCGGCGUGGUCAGCCGCGAAGUCCCUCGCUGCGCCGUGGCCGCCGCUCUUCAGCUCAGCGAGAAGUGGAGAUUCAAGACUCUCGACUUUCUAGGGGCUCGGGCAUCAGCGCUCGGCCUCAAGGAUGAUCCUCGCGAUGCUGCUGCGCAGAAUCAUCCUGCUCCUGUGAAGUAUCACCACGCACCGCCAUCUGGGAUGGGAGAGUAUGCCAACGAGCCUUCAUCAUCGACGCCGCCGCCACAUCGCUACGUCAUCACUUGGGAGGAGGAGCAGAAGUUUUUCGAGAUUGGUAAGAGUAUAUUGGGUUCUCAAGAAGACUGGAAGGUUUGUUUCUAUGGACGGUUUAACAGGGCCGCCGACAUCGUUAUCCUGGAGGGGGAGGCUCUGGUCAUGGGGGUCCGCCAUUUCGUUCGCAACACUGCCAACCAUGGGCGUCGCCUGCUGCUGCUAUGCGACAACGUGGGGCUGGUGCUCGCAUCGGGGAAGGGAAGAUCUUCGGUGCCGUCGCUUAACCUCGUGCUUCGUCGGCUUGCUGCGAUCCCCAUCUUCGCCAACAUCGAUAUCACAGUGCGGUGGAUCCCUUCAGAGUUGAAUCCAGCAGACGCCCCGUCGAGACUCCCAGCAGCCAGGGCUCAGGACGCCGCCCUGCACCAGAGCCCGACGAUGGCUCGCUAUGGCGAGCCGCUGCGGAGGAGCUCGCCGCGGAAGGGCGCCCGCGGCGGCGCGACCCAGGCCUUGCCGGCCUCGGCGACGCCGCGGCGCCCGCGGCACUGGCCGGGGGCUUCGGGCUCCACCGGGGGGGGCAUCGGCGUGCAGCCGAACGACUCCUCGGACAGCGACUCGGAGUCGGAGCCCACGGCCAGCUCGAGCGACUCCAGCCCCAGCGGAGCGAGCUACAGCGAGGAGGGCGAGGUUGGCGGCCGAGCGGACCAGGCGCGCAAGAUCAGGGCCUCGUCCAACGUGCACUUCGCGACCUCGUACCGGAACUUCGACAACUGGUGCCAGACGCAUGCCGUGCCAGUUCAGACCGCCAGCGAGAUCGACAAGGCCAUCAGCGAGUACAUGGACGUGCUCUACUUCGACGGGAUGCCGUCGGACGUCGCGUCGAAGACGAUCGCGGCCGUCCGGCACUUCCGCCCCGCGGCGGUGGGCGAGGCCGAGCUGGCGGCCAGCAGGGCCGCCCUGAAGGGCUUCCGCCUGCUCGCCCCGGCCUGCACACGCCAGCCGCUGGUCCGCGAGGCGGUCUUCUGCCUGAUAGGGCUGGCGAUGCUGGACGGCGAGUCGGGGUUCGCAGAGGCCCUCAGCUUGGCGUGGGACACCGCCCUCCGCCUACCCAGCGACCUGAUGCAGUUGCGAAGCCCGUCCCUCGUGCCGCCGCAGCCCCGCAUGGAGAUCUACGCGUGGAGCCUGCUGCUGUACCCAGAGGAGACCGGCCUGCGCAGCAAAGGGAAGCAGUUCGACGAGGGGGUCCAGCUCACGCCGGCAGGCUCCAAGGCCCUCGGCCCUGCCCUGGCGCGCCUACGGGAGCGCCCAGCCCAGGCACCCCUGUGGGACCUCGACGCCAGGCGCUUCGGCCAGCUCUUCAAGAAGUACGCGGAGAUGAUCAACCUGAAGGACCCGCACCCAUAUCGGGUGCGACACGGUUCGGCGAGCUGGGACAUCGCCAGCGGGACGCGGAGCCUCGAGGCUGUGCAAGCCCGUCUUCGGCACGCCAGCGCGACCAGCAUCCAGCGGUGCAGCCGAGCCGCUCGGUACACCGCGGAGCUGGAGCUGGCGCCAGAGUCGGUCAAGGCCUUCGGCGCCGCGGUGGCAGACCAGUGGGCUUUGACGCUCCAAG
Molecule: messenger RNA, 2146 nt
Organism: Prorocentrum cordatum
Lineage: Eukaryota; Dinophyceae; Prorocentrales; Prorocentraceae
Source: the annotation of a GenBank genome assembly